AUGACCUCAAACAUCACCUCGAAUGACGCAGUCGUGUCGGAGCGCUUGAUUGCGAAAUACAACAUCACCGAUGUCGGCAUCGAGUUUCUCACGGAGAUUACAAACCCUGGAUUGCGCCGCAGCGAGGACUGCCUUACGCUCAACGUAUGGACCAAGCCUCAGAGGGGAGAGAAGCGCAAGGCUGUACUCGUCUGGCUUCACGGUGGCAGCUUUGUCGUUGGAUCAUCGGCAAUCCCUUCCUACAAUGGUCAGUUCUUUGCAGACCAGGAAGACGUCGUCCUAGUGACCAUCAAUUACCGAUUGAGCAUCUUCGGGUACCCUGGAAACCCGCUCGGGGAUCAAAAUCUGGGCCUCCUAGACCAGCGUCUUGCCGUAGAAUGGGUUCGCGACAAUAUCGCAAGCUUUGGGGGUGAUCCCACCCGCAUCACGCUGUUUGGCCAGUCCGCCGGAGGCGUCUCAAUCGACGAUUACACGUACGCUUGGCCAGACGAUCCCAUCGUGCAUGGCGUCAUUGCACAAUCCGGAACCAGUCAAGGUAUUGGCACACGAACAACAUCAGAGGCCGCUGAGCUCUGGUUCAAUGCUUCCCGUGCCGUUGGCUGCGGGGAUCAAAGCACGCCCGCUCGGCAGGUGCAGGAGUGCAUGUUGCGCAAGCCUGCUGAUGCCCUCGCCAAAGUACUCGUGGCCACCGUCAACAGUCCCGUCACGAUGCCGUACUGCCCAACCAUGGACAAUAAGACUGUGUUUGAGGAUUUGAGCAGGCGCAUGCCAGCCCGUCUGCCCAUGCUGAUUGGAAACACCGACUUUGAGGGCGGGCUGUUUGAGCUCUUCACCGAUGCACCAGUGCCGCCAGGCUAUUGGAAGCAGGAUAGCCGGCGGAUGUUUGAGUGCCCAGCAGCCAGGCGUGCUGACCGGUCGCUAAAGCACGGAAAUCCUACCUGGAGAUACCGGUAUCACGGCGUCUUCCCAAACAUGGAGCUGUCAAAGAACCCACCGAGCGGCGCGUACCACGAAGCUGAGGUGCGACCAAUGUUCAAUACCGCACUCCAAGACAGGGUACAAAGCACAGAUGAGGAGAUCGCCCUCGGCAAAUACCUGCGAGAGACAUGGGCGGCGUUUGCAAAAGAUCCCGUCCAUGGCCUUGAACGCUAUCAAUGGCCACGGUACAAUCCCAAUGAGACGACACUCAUCCGACUAGGCUACAACAAUAAGAUUGGGCCAAAUCUCGCGAUGGGCAACUUGUACGACUGGGACUGCUAG
Molecule: messenger RNA, 1260 nt
Organism: Purpureocillium takamizusanense
Lineage: Eukaryota; Fungi; Ascomycota; Sordariomycetes; Hypocreales; Ophiocordycipitaceae
Exons: 3
Coding region: 1-1260 (419 amino acids)
Molecular function (GO): carboxylic ester hydrolase activity
Source: RefSeq, a predicted model, not a curated record